AUGGCUGCUCGUCCCUCCAACAUCGGUAUCAAGGCCAUUGAGCUUUACUUCCCCAGCCAGUGCGUUGACCAGGCCGAGCUUGAGAAGUUCGAUGGCGUCUCCCAGGGCAAAUACACCAUCGGCCUCGGCCAGACCAAGAUGUCCUUCUGCGACGACCGUGAGGACAUCUACUCGCUCGCCCUGACCACCGUCACCUCGCUCUUCAAGAAGUACAAUGUCGACCCCAAGAGCAUUGGCCGCCUCGAAGUCGGCACCGAGACGCUGCUCGACAAGUCCAAGUCGGUCAAGUCUGUGCUCAUGCAGCUCUUCGAGGAGUCUGGCAACUACAACAUCGAGGGUGUUGACACUGUCAACGCCUGCUACGGAGGAACCAACGCCCUCUUCAACUCCGUCAACUGGAUGGAGUCGUCGGCCUGGGACGGCCGUGACGCCGUCGUGGUCGCUGGAGACAUUGCGCUGUACAAGAAGGGCAACGCCCGCCCGACUGGUGGCGCUGGAUGUGUCGCCAUGCUCAUUGGCCCCAACGCGCCCAUAGUCAUGGACGCUGGCCAGCGUGGUUCCUACAUCAGGCACGCCUACGACUUCUACAAGCCCGACUUCACCAGCGAGUACCCCGUCGUCGACGGCCACUUCUCCGUCCGCUGCUACACCGAGGCUGUCGACGCCUGCUACAAGGCCUACAACGAGCGCGAGAAGACCCUCAAGUCGCAACAAAAUGGAAACGGUGUGAAUGGCAGCAGCGAGCUCGAGACUGCUCUCGACCGCUUCGACUACAUGGCCUUCCACGCACCUACCUGCAAGCUCGUCGCCAAGUCGUACGCGCGUCUGCUCUACAACGACUACCUCGCCAACCCCUCCAACCCCAUCUUCGCCGAGGUUCCCGCUGAGCUUCGCGACAUGGACUACGCCACCUCUGUCAGCGACAAGACCGUAGAGAAGACCUUCAUGGGUCUCGCUAAGAAGCGCUACGCGUCUCGCGUCCAGCCCAGCAUCCAGGUCCCAACCCAGUGCGGUAACAUGUACUGCGGCAGUGUCUACGGUAGCUUGUGCAGCUUGCUCGCCAACAUCAGCAGCCAGGACCUCGAGGGCAAGCGCAUUGGUAUGUUCAGCUACGGAAGUGGUCUGGCCUCGUCUCUGUUCUCCUUCACCGUCAAGGGUAGCACCGAGAACAUUGCUAAGCAGCUCGACAUCCAAAACCGUCUCGAGAAGAGGCGUGUAGUCGCCCCUGAGGUUUACGACGAGAUGUGCAACCUCCGUGAGCAGGCUCACCUCCAGAAGGACUUCACCCCCAAGGGAAGCGUUGACACCAUCGUUCCCGGCACCUACUACCUCACCGGCGUCGACGGCAUGUUCCGCCGCUCCUACGAAGUCAAGCAGUAG
Messenger RNA from Alternaria ethzedia, 1380 nucleotides. It is a transcript of the gene ERG13, whose product is annotated as 3-hydroxy-3-methylglutaryl coenzyme A synthase. The coding region runs from base 1 to 1380 and encodes 459 amino acids. The transcript has 4 exons. Lineage: Eukaryota; Fungi; Ascomycota; Dothideomycetes; Pleosporales; Pleosporaceae. Gene Ontology annotation, biological process: ergosterol biosynthetic process; acetyl-CoA metabolic process. Gene Ontology annotation, molecular function: hydroxymethylglutaryl-CoA synthase activity. The record is from RefSeq and is a predicted model, not a curated record.